Messenger RNA from Culex quinquefasciatus (southern house mosquito), 5714 nucleotides. RefSeq names its product kinesin-like protein CG14535. The record is from RefSeq and is a predicted model, not a curated record. Bases 13 to 5055 code for a protein of 1680 amino acids. NCBI's taxonomy places the organism in Eukaryota, Metazoa, Arthropoda, Insecta, Diptera, Culicidae. Gene Ontology annotation, molecular function: microtubule binding; ATP binding; microtubule motor activity. The transcript is spliced from 12 exons. Gene Ontology annotation, biological process: microtubule-based movement.
GUAGCCCCAGGAAUGGACCGCAAGAAUGGCGCCACCCGGAACCAACCAGGACCAGGUCCGUCGACGUCGACGCGCCGAAAACUGCCCGUCAAAACAAACAUUCCCGCACUUCAGUCUCAACAGCAACAACAGCCUCUGCCUCAGCCGGUCAUUCAGCAAGAGACCAAAAUCGGGAAAGUCAGUUGCACGGCAAAGAUGGAAAACGCGAUGCAGCAGCAGCCUACAUUCGCCUCCGUGCACCGGCCCCGCCAGAUAGGCAGCACGAUGGCGGCCAUCAAGCGGACCGGAUCCGGCUCUCGGGCCGAUCUGCAGCGGCACCACCAUCACUUCCAGCAGCAGCAGCACCUUCUCCAGCAGCAACAUCAGCAGCAGCUCCAGCAAAAAUAUGGCCACCUCGUUCUUCUUCGUCAAGACGGUUCUUCCGGGGGGCAAUCGUCCUCCGCGGUGGGAAGGGUCGAUCCGAACAAUGCCGGAAUAUUUAAUCAACCGAUGCUGCUGCCACUGCCCGUCCAAAUACCUGAUCCAUAUGCUAAUGCUGCCAGUCGACAGCCAGCAGCGUUGCCCGUUCAUCAGAUCGCAUUUGAAAAGGCUGAUUAUCUGCAGAACAACGCAAAGACCGGUGUAAAUCAAAAGCAGACGACGACGACGAUGGCGGGUGGUUCUCGGCUGCCGAAACAGCAACUGCCUCUUCCGACUGGUCAGGGCAAUGGUGGUUCCAAAAUGGCAGCACCAAAGCUGCUGAUAGAUAUCUACGAGCGGCACUUGUUGAGCCAAACCGCGUUUGAUGGAGAAAAUUGCACCAACGCAGCUCCGGGCAAAGAGUCCAACCGCCGGUCCAGCACCACCCUGAAACCUCAACCCACUGCCAAAUUGAUGCCAAAGGACAAUUUAUACGAAUCGAUUCGCAGCAAUUAUCAUAUCUACGAAAAAAUCCCGGACUCCGGUCCGGCGCCCUCCCGGCGAGGCCCGCGGCUCGAGCAGUACGUUCGACCUCCACCCCCGCUUCAACCCCGGCCCAAGUCCCUGCCGGUGGGGGCGAUUCGCGAAAGCUCGACCACGGCGCAACCAAUUCCGUACAAACUGACCAGCCCGGAUGUGCUGCGCGCCAUGAAGAGUCCCAUCGCGGCGAAUCUGUCGCCGAUUGCGGAGAAACCUGGCGCAGCAGGUGCAACGGCGGUGCCCGUCUAUGGGGGAGGGGGAGGAGCGGCGGAGGGAAGGGGUGGGCACCACAAUAAAUCUGCUACCGUUACGGCGGAUCGGAUCAACAUUGCGCUGGAGACGGCCAAAGCGUUCGCGACCGCGGCGUACAUCGAAAGAGCCGCGCAACGUCUAGCUUCGGGCAGUGUGAUCCAGCAACAAUCCCAGCAGAACCACCAACAACAGCAGCAACAAUUGCAGCAACACAGCACCAACAGCAAGAUGAGUGAGGCCACCGUGGGUGGGUUCUGCGGUGCCAUCCAGCGGACGGCCCCACCCGUGCCGGCCGGAUUGGCCCGACGGAUGGCCAACCGGGAGUUUGGCGGACUGGGCAAGGUCAAAGUAAUGCUCCGAGUUUCGGAUGACCCUCCAAAGCCGCCCACGACACAGCCCUCCGGUCAAGAGGAACCGACGCCCACGCCCACCCCAAGCUACCUGACGGUGGACAAGAAGAAGCGCCAGGUGACGCUGUGCGAGCCCCAGUCGGGACUGGCCGCUGCCGUGGCCGCCGCAGCCGCCGGAAGCAAUGCGGCCACCGUGACCCAGGAACGGGGCCCAAUGGUAUCGGCGCCGAAAAUGUUUGCGUUCGAUGCAUUAUUUACGACCGAGGACUCACAGCACGAUAUCUGUGGAAGUGCCCUAUCGGAAGUGAUACCAGCGGUGCUUGAAGGUUCGGACGGAUGUUUGCUGUCACUUGGUUAUCCUGGAGCUGGACAAUCACGCACCAUGUUCGGCACGGUCCCGUCCGACCUCGGUGCCAUCCCGUGCGCGAUCGCCUGGCUCUACAAGGGCAUCAACGAGAAGCGCCAAAAGUCAGGUGCCCGGUUCUCCGUCCGCGUCAGUGCCCUCGGCGUCAACGCCACCAAGCCGGGCUCCUCUUCGCGGGAUUUGCUGGCCGGCCACGCGACAGAAUCCGACGACUCGCCCGGCAUGUAUCUGCGGGACGACUUCCUCGGGCGGCCCACCGAACUGCGCGCCCCCACGGCGGAGCGGGCCGCCCUCUUCCUGGACCUGGCCCUGUCCGGGCGGGCCCAGGGCAGCAGCGGCAGCUUCGAACCGGCCCUUAUUUAUACACUGCACGUGUACCAGUACAGUCUGUCCGGCAAACGGGGAGUGGAAGGUGGCCGAAGUCGGUUGCACCUCAUCGAUCUGGGUGGUUGUGCCAACCGGACGGGCGGGCUCCCACUGUCCGGCAUCGGGAACGUCCUGCUGGCGAUUUUGAGCGGCCAAAAGCAUCCCCCAAACCGGGAUCACCCGUUGACGCCCCUGCUGCGGGACUGUCUGGCACCGUUGACGUGCCACGUGGCCAUCGUGGCACAUGUGGCGCACUCACAGACCCACACCGACACCCUGACCACGAUCCAGCUGGCGUCCCGCAUCCAUCGGUUGCGCCGGCGGAAACCUCGCCACCACCUGCUUGUAGACCGCGCCGCCGGUCUGGCCGCAGGGUCUUCCGGUCACCAGUCGGGUGGCUCCUCCGAGGGUCCCGAUCCGUCCAGUUCGGACUUUUCGCAGGACACCGUCAUCUACGUCGGACCCUGCGAUGACCCCACCGACGGAGAACACCCUCCGGUCUACCUGCCAAGUCUCAACUCCGGCGAUCAGCGAUGCGCCAUGAACAAGGCGCUCAAAGGUUCCGCCGCGGAGAAACCCAAUCCCUCUCCCCAGAAAAAGAAAGCCUCCGCCACUUCCGCCUCCACGUCCAAAGGAGGUAAGAGUGAAACCCUGCCCUCUCCGUUGCGGAAAGCUCCGUACAAAACUGACACUUCCCUCCUUGCAGCCCAAUCUUCCGUCCCAGCCCCUAUCCCUUUGACGCGAACCGACAGUCUCAAGCGGAACCAGUCGGCGUCUGCCGCCGGGGGUCAACCGGAUAUGGUUGCCAGUGCAAUCCAGAUCGCGGCCCAGCACGCAUCCCCCAAAAUCGUGGCCGGAGCCUUUAAGCAUGUGGUCGGCGUUAGCAAGGGCUCCAACAUUCCAACGCCGAAGGGCUCUCCGAUGAGGCGGCCCGCCGCAGCCGGAGCCGCCUCAGCUUCCGGAACCAAUCGGGAGAGUCCCUCGCGACAGGUUGGAGAGGAAAAGUGGAUCGACGGUCCGCGGAUGUCCAAGUCGAAGGUUCACGAAGCGAGACACUUCCUGAGGGAGAUCAACCACGUCAAGAACCACGAAACGUGGAUCGAUGGACCUAAAACCGCUAGCGCAACGCAGGUGUUCCUACCACCGGCGGCGCACAGCAACCAAAGUUACGGCUUCAUGGACAACCACAAAAAGUCCAUGAUCCGGCAGUGGGUUGAGAACCAAUCCAUCCAGCUGAUGCAAUCCGUGUCGGCCAACAACUCCCCGGCCCACAGUCGUCACCAGAGCUACAACCCGCCCCGCUUCCGGCCAAGCAAAUCCGACGAAGACGGAUUCGUGCUGGAACUUGAACGCCAGGAAGACUUGGUCAACCCGAUAGCCUUCCGCGGGUUCACCGCGACCAGCGGCGUCGUCAACAGCUCCGAAAGCCACGUCCGCACAGGACUCAAACAAGCCUACAGCCUAGACAACCCAGACACCGCACCGCAACCCACGUACGCCACCGUCACCCCACGACCCGCUCCAGACCCUACCCCCGCAACCACCUGCCCUCCCCCAACCGACAAUCACUCGGAAAAGUCCCACCCAGCCAGCGAGAAACCAGCCGCCGCCGCCAGCAGCAAACAGGACAGCCAAGAGGAAGAGGACCAGGACAGCGGUCCCUCGGAGGUGCCCCCAGCCCUUCCCCUGCUGGACCCGCUCGGCUCGAGGGAAAUCUCCCACGAAAGCAUCCACCGGUUGUGCUCGCGGCACGGCUCCAGCGUCCACAGCAGUCAGCACAGCAACCUCGGCAUGAUGGACUGUGGGCUGCAGGUCACCGAGGACGACAUUGCGCGGACCAUGAUGAUGGGAGGGGGUGGAGUUGGAGGGUUUGGGGGAGUGGGAGCGAUAGGAGGGGGAGAGCAUCCGUUGAGUGCGCUCAGCCAUGGCGAUGUCUCGGUGGUGUCGUCGAGUUUCAACGCGGCAGCUGCAGGAGGUGACGCGUUCAGCGAUUGCGUCAUCGGGGAGAGUAUGCGCAACCAAUUCGACCAACUGGCCCGGCUCCGCGAAAUCUUCACCUCCCAACUCGCGAUGGCCGAGGUAACCCCGGUUGCCUUCCGGCUCGGCGACGCCGGUUCCGUCUACAGCGAACCCGCGUACCGUCUCAACACGGGACCCGCCAGCGUUUGCAGUGAACCCGCGUACCGCCCGCCGAGUCCACGCUGCCGUGACUGCCGACAAUCGCUCAGCCUCUCGCGAACCCCAAGCCAAAGCUCACUGCCCAGUCUGACGGGGAUAGUGGCCAUCGCCGGAAUGGAGCAGUACGCCUCGUUACGACACCCGGACGGGGCUUCCGAUCCGAACCUCCCCAAACUCGAGCAGGAGGACCCCACGGGACUGCUGCUCGACCCGGAGGAACACAUCCGCGAGAACCCGCUCGCAGACCUGGACGACCACGAACAGGACCACCUCCUCAAAGGAAGCGGCGCCUCGUUGCUUCCCCAGCAAACCCUGCCAACGUUGCCACUGCUCCCCCUCUCCACUCCGGAAGCGUACGACAGCGGUCACGACUCGACUCCGCGAACCUCCAAACAUUCCGGCAUCUCGCGCCGAGCCGAGAGUGGAUACCACAGCGUGGGGACCGUCCGCGACAGUGACGAAUCCAGCUUCGGAUCGGCCGCCUCCCGGGCCGUCCAAAAGUCCAAGAAGAACCGCAACCGAACUGACAAAUCGCUGUGCCACUGGCUGAGGAACCCCUUCAACUGUACCUACCCGGACACCGAGGGGGACGUCAGCGACUUCUAGGGUUAGGGUAGGCUGGAAGGUUAAGGGGGGGAUCUACUGUAGCUUAAUUCUUCGUUAGCUCUGUCUGUUUUUUUGAGUUUUGCGCCGUUGUCUGUUAGAAGGGAGAAAAAAUAACGUGUUUGAAGGUGGAAGACAAUAAAUGUGAGAUGCUGCAGCGGAGAAGUACUUGGGACUAAAGUUUAUUCCACGAAAAAGAUAAAUAACAGAUUUAAAGUUGAACGGAAGCUUGCAGUGCGCGCGCUUUUCCGCAAUUGCUGCACGAUUGUUUUUUUGGAACUGCCUGAACUGUCGAGUUUAAGUUUGGAGCGUAUCGCGUACACUAAUCACAACAAAAUUGGAAGACUAUCAUCAAUCUAAAAGAAUGAAAGGAAAAGCUAUCGACGUUGCUUGCGUUGUUUGUACAGAAAGGAUGGCUUUGUUGGGAAGCAAGUGGAAGAAAUGGAUGUGCAGCGCUAUUGAUCGUUACCUUUUAAUGCUAUUAACCAACUAUGGCUGUUUGUGUUGAAACUUAACCCAUUCAGGCCUGAUAAGAAAUAUAUGACCCAAAAAUAAAAAUUUCAAAAAUAGCCUUAAAUUUUCGUAUGGUCCUCAGGAUCAUUUUACCAUCAUUAGCAUUAGCAUUAGCAUUAGCAUUUGGAGGACGCCCCACCACCGGAAGG